This is a messenger RNA of Symbiodinium sp. CCMP2456, 345 nucleotides long. NCBI's taxonomy places the organism in Eukaryota, Dinophyceae, Suessiales, Symbiodiniaceae. The record is from the annotation of a GenBank genome assembly.
AUGAAACUGCACCGUCUUCCUGGCCAACUCCCAGGUACAACUAUGUUUAUGUCCCGUGGACCACCGACGGGGCUUCCAACAUCGGCCUGGGGUUUGCAAAUUUUGAGACUCCAACGGCAUGCCAGGAGUACAUGGCAGCCGUCACUCGGCGCCUUGCCUUGGCCAAGCUUGCGGAGUGCCACGUUAGAUCUAUCGGGCGCGCUGCUAUCCAGGGUCGUGGUGCAGACCUCAGCCAUCUCGGCCUUGGGCUCUCUUCACCAGAGGAUUUGUCACAAUUCAGAAUUCAGAAUGUUCAGAAUGGCUGUGGAUUUCGAUUUUCCAGCUGAUCUGCAGCUUCCUGCCUGA